Messenger RNA from Clunio marinus, 990 nucleotides. The record is from the annotation of a GenBank genome assembly. NCBI's taxonomy places the organism in Eukaryota, Metazoa, Arthropoda, Insecta, Diptera, Chironomidae.
AUGGCAAGUUUAGCUCAUCCACAUCAAGUGUAUGGGUUUGGGAUACCAAAUGGAUUAGAUAUUCCACAAGCUGGUGACUUUGCUCCACAAUCAAAUCUCAGUCCAAGCGAUGCACAAAUGAAGCGAAAUGGACUUUCGUUUUCAGCAUCGAUCGGUCAAAGCGGUCAUCACCACAAUGUCAUGAUGGGCGGUGGUGGAAUGAAUGGACAAUCAUCACCAGGUCAAGAGGGUCACAUCAAACGUCCAAUGAACGCUUUUAUGGUUUGGAGUCGCAUGCAGCGUCGACAAAUUGCUAAAGAUAACCCCAAAAUGCACAAUUCAGAGAUCUCGAAACGAUUGGGCGCUGAAUGGAAAUUAUUGACAGAAAUGCAAAAGCGUCCAUUCAUUGAUGAAGCAAAAAGACUUCGUGCUAUGCACAUGAAAGAACACCCCGAUUAUAAGUCCCGUCCGAGACGUAAACCAAAGAAUCCAUUGGCACAACAAUCACAAAGUCUUUCAAUGAGUAUGCAACAACAAGCAAAGCAGUCAGCACUUCAGAGCUCGUACAAUCCAUUCCAUCCUCAACUGCCACCAUAUUUUGCUACUGCUGGCUCACAUCCACUUGAACAACAUUAUCCAGUUCCAUAUUUUAGUGGAUUUGAUCCUCUCGCAUUAUCAAAACUCUCAGCACAAACCAACAACAAUCAUCAAACUUCAAAUGCCAAUACAAUGAACCAAACACAUCAUCAAUCAAUGGACACGAGUAAAAUCGUCACAUCUACACCUUCAUUAGUUGGAUCAUUCUACUCGGGAUUGUAUAACAACAUUACAUCGCCUGCAGCUGCUCUUUAUUCACAAAUGCAUUCAAUGAACUCAAAUGUAGCCGCCGGUCUUUACACACCAUCGUCAGCUUCAAGUACAUCACCAGGAUCGAGUCCUAACACAGGCUCGCAAUCAGCUCUACCUGAUCUUGAUUCAUCGGUAAGAAGACCCGUUCCUGUUCUUUAUUAA